This is a messenger RNA of Rodentolepis nana, 1572 nucleotides long. Lineage: Eukaryota; Metazoa; Platyhelminthes; Cestoda; Cyclophyllidea; Hymenolepididae. The record is from the annotation of a GenBank genome assembly.
AUGCUACAAGUUGCAGUCGAGGAAGAGCACCUGGUGAAAACUGCACCAAAGACUGAAAUCACAGAGAUUACACCAGAUGAAACGCCGUCGGUAAAUGUUCUCUCCUCAGACUCCUUUCGAGCUGACGAUAUUCUCCGAUCAAAACUUUCCACUGACGAGAGCCUCACUCUUCCAGCACUUUUGCAGUCCUUACCUCCCAAACUUCCUCCUGAAAAGGGGACUCCUACGACGCUGAAAUCGCCCAACUUUCCACAAAUUAUUCCACCUGCUUUCUCUCCUGUUGUCUCCCUGAAACAUAUCACGCCUUUUGAACGUGCUGAAAAGCCGAUGUUCCGUGCUAGACGGUUGUCUGCUCCUCCACCACGAUUAGAUUCGAAUGCUCGAAAAUCUCCUUCACCUCCUCACAAUGCCCCUCCUGAGCGUCAAGAGAAACCCGAUGAAAAAAAGCAUGCAAACUCGAUGUCUCAAAGCUACCAUCCCUUUUCAACAUAUAGUUGGGAUAGCUGGGAACGCCCUCAAUUCCAAAGAGUUCCCGGAUGCCUUCCCUUUUCUGAUGGUGCUCUUUUGGAAAAUCGUGGAAUGAAUGGUUAUCAGCCAUCGAAAAAUGGAGAUAUAGGACAACAACGGCCGCCUACACUCUACUAUGACUACUACACUGGCCAGUAUAUACCUGGACCAGAUUUUCAAACGCACGGAAGGUAUGCAACCACUGGAAGAUAUCGUCGCAGAUCUAGGAAGCAUCAUCAUAAUCAUCGAUCUGUUGGAAACUAUUCCACUUAUGAUCAUGCGCGAUCGGCUUCACUUAUGUCAGGUCAUACACCUGAACAAGCAUAUCCUGUAAUGGAACAAGAGUUUCGAGGUGAUAUACAACUGCAACAACCACUUAUGCAUCCUCAUUUUGUUCAUACACGACCUUCAAUCAUGCCACUUUCGCCUAGGGUCCAACAAAUAUAUCAACCAAUGGUUGAAAGCAUGCAUCCUGCUUAUAGUGCUAAGAAACAACUUGUUUCCAGUGGAACAGAUGACACCCCCAUGCAGGUUGUUGAAACUAUUGGAAGAACGCCGAGGCGUCCCUCUAAAAUUCGUCCUAUCAAUGUGGCCCCGGUAAAUACAGCUUAUCUGGAAAGUGUACCCCCAAUAUUUGUACCCCAGACAAUGGUUUACCGUCAUGUUUCCCAGCCACCUUCUCAAACACUAGCUCCUAUUAGACAGGUCCAAGAAGAGCAACCUCUCCGAUACACCAGUGAUGUUGUGAGAUCGAUCAAUCGUCAAGCCUUCAAAAUUGGCCAAAAGGGUAGCAGAGAUGGAGCGCUGUCGCCAAGAGACCAUUAUCUGGAAGUAAUUAGUAAUGGAGUCCCCAAACCAACUGCGAGGGAGAUACCAGAAUAUCCUAAAGGACGACUGAAUGGUGGAGAUGAAAGGAAGAUUUCGGUAAAGGAUUUGGUGAAGAAAUUUUCGGUUCAAUCUGAUGACGACGUCUUUGUCAGAAAUUCGAGGAAUGAUGUUAAUAAUAAAGGGGGGUCGAGAAAUGGAAAUUAUGCAGAAGAUGGUACAUACCCAUUUCGUCGCUGA